Messenger RNA from Closterium sp. Yama58-4, 418 nucleotides. Lineage: Eukaryota; Viridiplantae; Streptophyta; Zygnematophyceae; Desmidiales; Closteriaceae. The record is from the annotation of a GenBank genome assembly.
ACCUUCGAACAUACCCGUCUUGCCAAGCCAUACGAAGGUUCUAAACCGUACGAUCGCCAUCAUGUUCAAAAAGCCUAGCGACGUUCGCGGACAGCAGCGUCUGUCAGGAGCGGACAGAAAGAAGCUUCGGCGAAACAUCCGAGACAAGUUUCCAGGCGCCACUGACGAACAGCUGGACGCGAUCCUGCCGCCCAAGGCUGCCGUGGCGGUGACGAGGCUGGUGAAUCGCGUGCUGGUGUACGGAAUAGUGCAUGGGCUGCCCAUGCUCUUCGACUGCGAUGGCCGCGGCACCGAAAUAUAUCCCACUGUGUUUGCGCUCUGGCUUGUUCCUGACCUGCUGCCGUCCUUCCUGCUCAAGGGUGGGGAGGUCUCCCGCUAUGUGUUGUCAGGGGCUGACCUCAUGGCGCCGGGCGUGCAG